Messenger RNA from Sinocyclocheilus rhinocerous, 2292 nucleotides. RefSeq names its product NDC1 transmembrane nucleoporin (gene ndc1). The coding region runs from base 118 to 2133 and encodes 671 amino acids. NCBI's taxonomy places the organism in Eukaryota, Metazoa, Chordata, Actinopteri, Cypriniformes, Cyprinidae. Gene Ontology annotation, molecular function: protein-macromolecule adaptor activity. Gene Ontology annotation, cellular component: nuclear pore transmembrane ring. The record is from RefSeq and is a predicted model, not a curated record. The transcript is spliced from 18 exons. Gene Ontology annotation, biological process: nuclear pore organization.
CAGUCGCAGGGGUCCUUAUGAGGUCCUUCGAAUGUGUGGCGCGGGUAAUGUCCACACUUUUGCCAUGUUGAUAUGGAUUUUACUCAAGUGAUGCUGAACUGAAACAAGAAUGAUAAAAUGUUUUCCCUGAAACAGAAUUCUUGGUUUAUAAGAAAGGUUGUGAUAUGGAGGGCUGUGGCGAGUAUUGCAUGGUCAGUGCUUCUCUUGCCAGUGACAGCUACAGUCUUUGUGCUCUUGAGCAGAUUCAGCCCUUUUCACCCCAUCCAAUGGAUUUCAGAUUGCACAAGUCUUCUUGCGGCCUCAAGCACCAUCUUUUCCCUUGUGGUGCUGUGUGGGGUGGUUCUGAUCACUGGCUUUUUUAACCUGGAGUUCUACACUUUGGUUCCCUCUAUUCCAUGUUCACGCAUGGCUCUCCUGGGGACGGUGCUCCACCCUCGACAGUGUGUUCAUUCUUUGGUCUACUGCACCAUGGGCAUGCUGGUAAUGUGGUGUGCUUCUGUUACCAUCGGUGGCCGUUACAGCACUCUAGGAACUCCCUGCAGGCAAAGCCAGAGUGGUGAAGUAGUGACCUGUCUGAAUGAGUAUCAUCUCUUUAUUCUCCUGGCUGGGGCCUUCAUGGGGUACAGUCAUAGUUUCUUGGGAGUGGUUCAAAAUAUGUACUAUGUGUCCUUUCAACCCAUACAACAAUACAAAUAUCCGCGGUUCAAGGGCUGUCUGCCAAUGGUGGUGAAGUGCAGUGUUAUUCAGGCCUUAUAUUCAGCCAGGAAUUUUGCUGCUUUCUAUUUCUUUUUUGGGUAUGCUCCUAAGACCUGGAUCUCCAGCACACUUAAUCUACAGAUAGACAGUUCUCUCCAACCACUGGAUUCAUUGACUGGAUUUCUAGACUUCUCCCUCCUUUACCACCUGUCAAUCAGUGGCACUUUCCUGUACCUAACCUGGUAUCUCACUGUGCUUCUCUUCAGGAUUUAUGUCACAGAGGCCUACAGUUUUCCAGUGCAGUCCACAUUUACUGAGGAUGCAGAGCAGUGUCUUCCCAAAGUUUUGGCUGAGAAGAACACUUUAGUCAUGAAGUUUUUGGCUCUACAAGACCUGGCUCUGUUAUCACAACAUUCUCUCUCACGCAGACUAGAAGUCUUCAGUCUGAGUCAGCCAGGUGGUCACGCUCAUAACUGGAAUGCCAUCAGUAGGGAAUGUCUCUCUUUGCUGAGUGAGCUGACACAGAGACUGGUGGCUCAUCAGGAUGCGAUUGCCUCUAACGGCCGAGUCAAGUCUCAGUCUGCCAGCAGUGACACCAGAUCAGCCUCUUCAAGCUGCUCAGUGGUGUCAGGAACAGAGGACAUUGCUGAGACCCCUCGACUCAGUGUCCCGCUAAGGACCCCUGGUUCAGUCUUCAAGUCAUCGGUGGGGGGUGCGAACAGCGCUUUGGUGGCUCCUUUCACCCCAGAUGUGGACAGCCCUUUCUCUUCCCCUGCUAUUCGACGUCUGGUUGGCCAACAGGAUCCCCAGUCUCCCUGCUUUGGUACAGUACAAAGCCCCCAUAUCAUGAGGAGAGGGCCCAAACUGUGGAGUGCCUCCACAGAGUCACAAUCCAGUGGCAGUCCUCCUGCCUCCCCUGCCACUGUUCCUAGUCCUCCUGCAGCCAGUCAGAAACCCAGCUUCCUUGCCCAGUGGCUACAGAACAGGAGAGAGCAGGUUAAAAGCUUUUUGGCAAAGCGGGUGCUGAUAAUGUAUUUAUUUAACAAGCUUCCAGAAGCCUCUAGCCAAGCUCUGUUUGCUGACAGCCAGGCUCAUAUCUGGGCUCUCCAAGGACUAUCGCAUCUGGUGGCAGCCUCUUUCUCUGAGGAUCAGUUUGGAGUUGUGCAGACCACAUUACCCAAUAUUCUUAGCUGCUUGGUAGUCUUGCUAGAGGCUGUUGACAGACACUUCAAACUGCCACAUGCCUCCAGCAAACCUGUGAGGACUAUCUGCAGUAUGGGAGACUCCACCUACAAAACUCUAAGGUUUGCGCUGAGGGCUGCGCUGAAGACUGCCAUCUACAAGAUAACUACCACUUUUGGAGAGCACUUAAAUGCUGUGAAUAUUUCAACAGAACAUAGAAAAAGGCUUCAGCAGUUCUUGGAAUUCAAGGAUUAGUGCGACACACAACAUCAUCUUCUCAAUACCUUUGGGUAUGUGUGUGUGAGGAGACCAAGAGACAAUAUGCUGCUUCUUCGAAAGGUCUGAUACAUGGGGGAUUAGUGCUGUAUGCCACUCAAGGCCUUACUUUACAGCCAAGUGCUGCACUUUAUUUCC